UACAGAGAUAGUGUAUGUUCUAUGUUGUGAAGUUUGUGGCGGCUAUUAAAUUUAGUAUGUGUGACAAAUAUGUUUUUAUUGAAACUGUGAAGAGCAAGGGGACUCUGAGGACUAUUAAACAUGUCAUCUCAAAGCGAAAGUUUGAGGAUGAAGAUGUUAUUGUAGUUCGAGUUCUGCAUGCUGACACGCAGGACCAGGAGGAUAUUGCUCAUCUGGUUGUAGUAGAUGAGCAUCCAGAUGCCCAAGGCAAGGAAGGUCAUCCACUGAAUGUUUUUAUUCUGGGGGACUUUCCGCAAAAGGAUGUCCCAUUCCACGAAGAAGAAGUUGUUGCUCUCAGAGGAGGUUGCAUCUCUGAAAACGACAAAGGGACGCUUGAACUUGUGUUUACAAGUGAUAAACGGAACACCAUUUUACGGGAAGAUUUUGGGCGAUGUAAUAAAGAAGACAUAUUUUCAAAAACUGCUAAAUUCCCUACAAAAGGAAGAAGAUUGCCUAAUGAAAGCCUCAAGAUGAUUGAAAAAAUUAAAAAAUGGAUUGGAUGUGGCCUGGUUGCAGCAGUAUCCAAAGAACUAACUCUGAAUGAAGCUAGUUUGAAAAGUAUUUGUCGUUGCAAUUUGGUGUGCAAGGUGCUGGAUGUCAGAGAGAUAGUUCCUUGCCUGGGCAUUGUGAGUGUGGCUGACGGCUCUGUCUGCAGCUGCCCUUUUCUCACAAUAAACAAUGACAAGGAAGUGGAAUUUGUGUCUGUGGAUGAAUCUGAUUUGUCUGUAGAUAUAAUUGUAACACUGAAGACAGAGGCUCUGAAAAAUCUCAAGAAAGGAUCAUACGUAAGGCUGUUUGGUAUACAAGCAAAAAAAUUUUCACUUCCAUUAUCAGAAUAUAAGGACUGUAUAAUCCUCAAAAUUGAUGGAAGAAUCUUCAGUUUUGAAUCAGUAGUUGGCAGUGAAAAGGCAAAGAUCUCUAGCCUUCUCCGUAAGAGAAACCAACACAAUAAUACUGCAGAUGUUUCUCAUAACAUUGCAGAUGAUUCCGGAUCACAGUUGUCAGUACCCUCUUCCUCAAAUGAGUCAUUCACAAUCCUGACAUCAGGCCCUCAGCAGAAUGCAAAUUCCGGUGGUGGCAAAAUGGAUGAUGAUUCACAAAGUAUUCUGAGGCUCAGAGCACCUCCUGCCAAACUCAGAUGCUCAGGCACUCACUCUAAGUUUUUUGGGGAAACUCAACAGUCUUUCCAUGUCAAACAUAAACAGCAUCAAGUUUCUGGAAGAAAGAAGAGAGGAACAAGCAGAGAAGAGCAGGCAGAUGUAGACCCCAAUGAUGGUGACUCAGGAAGUGAAAACCAAAGAGACAGCAGUACAUUAGAUAGAGCACCUCCAUCAAAGAAGCACAAACCUGGGCAUCUCAGUGUGGGAGAAACCUGUUGUGACAUUUCUCCACCAAUAAACCAACAUGUGGGUGAAGGCUGUGCAGUGCUGCUGAGAGGCCAUUGUGCUAGGAAUUACAGCAUAACAGAGAGAACACAGUGUGAAAGUUCUGCAGUAACACAAAGUAAAGAACAAGUUAGGCCAGAAAUUAACGGUGGGAGUACUGUACAAGACCCGGACACAGAUGAAAAAAGUGCUGGUGAUGAACCACUAGUGGUAGAGACACAGAUUGGUUUGAGGAGGCUAAAAUACCUCCCCGGUAUUUAUCAUGUAAAUGUCUGGAUUAAGGAUGUUUUACCAACCCUCUCAGGUUGUCCACUGGACUUAAUAACAGCACGGUGUUACAUCUGUAGGAAAGAGCAGAGUUAUACAAGAAUUAGCAAACAACAACCUCAUUCUGAGCAGCAGAUAUGUCUACCCUGUUCUAGUCAAGGUAUGCCAAAAUUCUUGGAGCCGAAGUUUAAGUUUACCCUUGUCCUAUGGGAUGCCUGUGAACGGGAGAUUUCAGCUUCAGUCACAGGCGAAGAAGCUGAGAAAUUUCUGAAAUGUUCUGUCUACACAUACAUUCGAAAUGAACCAUUAAGGCAACAAGUGUGGAAUACAUUACAAAAGCUGAAAGAUCGAGGAUGCUUUCGCAAAUACAGACGGGCUCAAGACCUGAUAGAAGUGGAUAUCGGAGUUACAGUUGAGAGAGGAUUUAAAAAAUAUAUGUUAUUAGGUGGAGUGCUAAAUAAUCUUGAAGUCUCCCACAAACAGUAAGGGGAUUAUAACCUUAGAGAUCCUCAUCUGCCUCAGAAUUCAGUUUUAAAUAUUUCAUUGAAUCCUCAACUAAUAGAAAGGUAAAUGUGAUGGGAGUUGAUGGUCCCUGCUUCAUUAGAGUUUUCAAAGUUGUGGUGCAAGUGAUAUAUUUUUAGGCACUUCAUAUCUCCAAAAUUGCAUUCAUAUGUCUUUUAGUGGUAGGUGUUCCUAAUCACACAGUUGAAGUUCUUAAUAUCAAAUGUGUUGUCUCUUGAUAUUUCACUGUGUUAUAUUCAUUUGUUAUUUGUAAAAUAACAGCAAAUAUUUGUUAUAUUUGUACCUGAUUAUAGCUUUUAAAAUUGAACUGAGAAAGGUAAAUAAUUGUACCAUACAUCUCAGUACAGCUAUAUUCAUAAUUUGUACUGUUAUUUUUAUCUGGAGAGAGAAUUGUGAAGGUUUUAUAUUUUUUAUCAUCAUGACAGUUUUUCUCAUUACAUUAAUAUUUUAGCUUCACUUUUCAAUCACAGAUAUUGUACUGAUUUGAUUUAAUGCUUAAUGGCAGUACCAUUUCGUGUCUUUGUUGCAUAUCUUGUUCUGCCUAGUAGAAGAAAAACUGUGGAAGCUAUUAAGACAGGAAGUUUUAACAGUUGCUCUCCCUUUGUAUUUUAUGGAAACAUUUUUUAAAUUCUAUUUUUUGUGUAAUUUCUGUGAAAUAAACAACUUCACAUUAUGUAUAAUUGAUAUGAUGUCAGCUACAGCUUCCUAACACAAGUUUAUAAGCAUUAGUGUUGCUCUUUAGGCACAAUUUCUGAUUUUAUUUGAAAUUUUCUUUCUAUGCCCAUCUUUGCACUUCAUCCAGACUUUCUCAAGACAUUAAACACUAUAAAAUUACUUUUAUAUUAUGUGUGAGGGGCGUUCAAUAAGUAAUGCAAUACAUUUUUUUUCUGAAAGCAAGUUGGUUUUAUUCAGGAUUCCAAUACACCAUAUUAUUCCCCACUCUUUUGGCUAGAAAGGCCUACUUUUCAACAUAAUCUCUGUUCAAUGAGACGAUGUUAAGCCACCUUACUGGGAGGACCUGUAUGCCCGAAUGGUACGACUCUACUGGUCGACUUCCGAGCCGAUGUCUCGCUGCACCCUCCCCAUCAUUUCUGUACUGCAUCCUGUGGAGUGCAUCCUUCAUAUGAAGUCUGUGAAGUUGGGAGAUCCAGGCUGUAGAGUGGAUGAGGAAGAACAGUCCAAUGACGUUUUGUGAACUCCUCUCAGGUAUGCAGACUUGUGUGAGGCUUUGCAGUGUCAUGGCGGAGGACAAGUUCUUUUGCAUUUUUGUGGAGAUGGAAACUCUGAAGUCACUUCUUCAAUUUCCUGAGGGUAGCACAAUACACUUUUAGAGUCGAUUGUUGCACCAUGAGGAGUGGCAUCUAACAGAAUAACUUAGAAGACCACUACCUUGACUGUACUGACUGGGUGCGGCUUUGAACUUUUGCUUCGGAGGAGAUAGAUUGUUAUUUCAUUGUGUUUCCAGUUCAUAAUGAUGAACCCAUGUUUUGUCACCUGUGACAAUGUUUGACAAAAGAUUGUCACAGUCAACCUCGUAACGGAUGGUCCUUCGUUCCUCUUAUUGUCCCUCUGUUAGGCAGUGAGGGACCGAGCAGGCACACACCUUUGAUUACCCCAACUGGUGGACGAGUCGGUCAGCACUAACAAAAGAGAUGUACAGUUCUGUGACGAGGUGUUUGACUGUGAUUUGUCGAUCACAGUCAGAUGAGUGCGUUCACAUGGGCCGACACUGCAGGAGGUACAGCUGUGUAUGCCUGGCCGUCACCCAGGAGGUCAGACAGGUUUGCAUGACCUUGUUCCUAUGAUGACAGAUGCCUCACCCAACAACUCACAAUGCCUUUGUUCACUGAAACUAAAUGACAGCUUUCUGCUUGGAACGCACCUUCAUUACAGAUGCCAUUUUGAAGGCUAUGUACAGCACUGCCACCUAUCAGAACUUCAUGAAACUAUAGGUGCUGAAGCAGGAAUAUUCCGUGAUUUCCCACAACAAAGUUUGCUCAUUUUAAACGAAAAUUGGCUUUGAAAAUAAAUGUGUUGCGUUACUUAUUGAGUGCCUCUCACAUGUAAUCUGGAAUAGGCAUCAUGCCUAAUCCCUGAAAGUGAAGAUGAUGAUGGUGUAUGUAAUCUGUAAUUUCUGUUUAAAAUUUGUAUUUUCACUUUUAGGUAGACAAUUUGAAUUGCUCAUUAAGUGCCUUGUAAAACCAAACUUGUUUCUUGGUAUUUCAGACAAGUAGUAGCACUGAAGUUGUAAGUUUAUUGAACUGAUAAUUGUGUCCCUCUGUAUCUUCCUUAUUAAAAUUCAUUUGU
Schistocerca nitens (vagrant locust) is the source of this 4520-nucleotide messenger RNA. RefSeq lists its product as uncharacterized. The record is from RefSeq and is a predicted model, not a curated record. The transcript has 12 exons. The coding region runs from base 15 to 2177 and encodes 720 amino acids. NCBI's taxonomy places the organism in Eukaryota, Metazoa, Arthropoda, Insecta, Orthoptera, Acrididae.